CUAACAAAUUCAACAAAAAAAAUUAUUAUCUGUCUAUAUUUAAAUUGAUAAUUUACAGUGAAUUAAACUAAUAAUUGUGUUACAAAAUGCCAUUACGAUUAGAUAUCAAGAGACGCUUAACGUCUAGAUCAGAUCGUGUUAAGUCAGUAGAUUUACAUCCGACAGAGCCAUGGAUGCUUUGUGCUUUAUACAAUGGUCAUGUCCAUGUCAUGAAUUAUGAAAACCAACAAAUGGUUAAGGACUUUGAGGUCUGCGACCUUCCUGUUCGAUGUGCACGAUUUGUUGCGCGAAAAAAUUGGAUAAUUACUGGUUCUGAUGAUAUGCAAGUUCGGAUUUUCAAUUAUAAUACAUUAGAGAAGAUUCACUCGUUUGAAGCACACACAGAUUAUGUCCGAUGCAUCGCUAUUCAUCCAACACAACCACUCAUUCUCACAAGCAGUGAUGACAUGUUGAUAAAAUUAUGGAAUUGGGAGAAAGUUUGGGCAUGUCAGAGAGUUUUCGAAGGACAUUCGCAUUAUGUGAUGCAAGUUGUGUUUAAUCCAAAAGAUAAUAAUACAUUUGCAAGUGCUUCAUUGGAUAGAACUGUUAAAGUAUGGCAAUUAGGCUCGAAUACAGCUAAUUUCACUCUCGAGGGACAUGAAAAGGGAGUUAAUUGUGUAGAUUAUUAUCAUGGAGGCGACAAGCCUUAUUUGAUAUCUGGUGCUGAUGAUCGUUUGGUCAAAAUUUGGGAUUACCAAAAUAAGACGUGCGUACAGACACUCGAUGGACAUGCACAAAAUGUCUCUGCUGUUUCAUUUCAUCCAGAAUUACCAAUUAUAUUAACUGGAUCUGAAGAUGGAACUGUUAGAAUUUGGCAUUCAGGAACGUGUCGUCUUGAAACAUCAUUAAAUUAUGGCUUUGAACGUGUUUGGACAAUUGCAUGUAUGAGAGGAACAAAUAAUGUUGGUCUUGGCUACGAUGAAGGUUCAAUAAUCAUUAAAGUCGGUCGUGAAGAACCGGCAAUGUCAAUGGAUAUAAACGGUGGUAAAAUCAUCUGGGCUAGACAUUGCGAGAUGCAGCAAGUUAAUUUAAAGGCAUUGCCUGAAGGCAGUAUAGUAAAAGACGGUGAGAGACUUCCAGUUGUUGUUAAAGAUAUGGGAGCAUGUGAAAUAUAUCCACAAACAAUUGCUCAUAAUCCAAAUGGUCGUUUUGUUGUUGUUUGCGGUGAUGGCGAAUAUAUCAUUUACACAUCUAUGGCUUUACGUAAUAAAGCAUUUGGAUCAGCACAGGAAUUUGUUUGGGCACUUGAAAGUAGCGAAUAUGCAAUUCGUGAAAACAGUGGAGCUGUAAAGUUAUUCAGAAACUUUAAGGAACGAAAAAGCUUUACUCCAGAUUACGGUGCUGAAGGCAUUUUUGGCGGAUAUCUUUUGGGCGUUAAAACAUCGUCUGGAUUGACAUUCUAUGAUUGGGAAAAUCUUGAGCUCAUUCGUCGUAUUGAAGUUCAGCCACGUUAUGUCUAUUGGAAUGAAACUGGAACUUUAAUAUGUUUGGCAACUGAUGAUUCAUAUUUUAUUCUUCGUAUCGAUACUGGAUUAAUUCAGCAAACAAUUGAAACAAAAGGAUCAAUUGAAGAAGAUGGAAUUGAAGCUGCAUUUGAAGUUCUUGGUGAAGUUAAUGAGAGUGUAAAGACAGGAUUGUGGGUUGGAGACUGCUUCAUUUACACAAAUAGCGUUAAUCGCAUUCAAUAUUAUGUUGGCGGUGAAAUUGUCACUGUAUCUCAUUUAGAUAGAACGAUGUAUCUCCUUGGUUAUGUGCCGAAAGAAAAUCGAUUAUAUCUCGGAGAUAAGGAACUCAACAUAACUAGCUAUAGUCUCUUAUUGUCUGUUCUUGAAUAUCAGACAGCUGUCAUGCGGAGAGAUUUUGAUAUCGCUGAUCGUGUACUUCCCACAAUCCCUAAAGAACAUCGUACACGAGUUGCUCAUUUCUUAGAAAAGCAAGGCUUCAUGAAACAAGCUUUACAAGUUUCCACCGAUCCUGAACAUUGCUUUGACUUAGCACUUAAAAUUGGUGAUUUAACUAAGGCAUUACAGUUAGCCAGAGAAUCAGAUAGUCCACAAAAAUGGUCACAAUUAGCUGAAAUUGCCACAACUCAAAAUAAAAUGGAACUUGUAAAAGAAUGUCUACUUAAAGCUAAUGAUUUGGGUGGCUUACUUUUGCUUGCAUCAAGUUCUGGCGACGAGGAUAUGCUGCAUAGCUUGAAAGACAGCGCAAUGUCACAAGGAAAAUAUAAUGUUGCAUUUAUGUCCAUGAUGCUGUUAAAUAAACUCGAUGAAUGCUUGGAUGUCCUCAUUGAAACUAAUCGCAUUCCUGAAGCUGCUAUGUUUGCAAGAACAUAUCUUCCCGAUAAAGUCUCACAUGUUUUGGGCUUAUGGAAAACAGAAUUGGGAAAAAUAAAUGAAAAAGCAGGUCAGAGUCUUGCUGAUCCAACACAAUACGAGAAUCUAUUCCCAGGAUUCCAAGAUUCACUCAAAACACAACAAUUCCUAGCACAACAACCAUCAUUAUUGCCAGCAAAUUAUUUCACAAAAAUUCCACUUAAUAUAGAACGAAAUUCUAUGGAUGAGAUGAAUCAGAAUGAGCUUCAAGGCAGUUUCCAGUAUUCCAAAACAGACAAGCCUCCGUCAAAUAAUGGCGAUGCCACAACUAGUGAAUUAGUAGAAUCUGUUAAACGAGUAACAUUAAAUGAUGCACAGCCGUCGACUGUGACCACAAAUCAAACGGUACCGGAUGAAGCGAGGAAAAAUUCAUUAGAUGAAUUUGAUUUUGAUGAGGAGAUCGAUGAGAAUAUUGAUACGUCGGAUGUUAAUCUGGAUGAUGAGGAGCUUCUAAGUGACUAAGAAAAAUUGACGAAAAAAAAUUAUUAUUCUUAAAGAUUUGUAAGAGAAAUAUGAAAAAAUUAAUAUUCAUUCGAUACUACCUUUAUUAUUUUAUAACAGUGUAAAGAGAAAGAAUAGAAAUCUAAUUAAAUGCUGAUUCUAUCAUAUUUUUUGUUUUCCUCUAUGUAAUUAAGCUUAAUUUCUCCCGUUAUAUUCAAUUGUGCAAAAAUUAAUUAUAAUAAUAAUCAACAAUUUUUUAAUGAGUAAUCUUGUUGCAAGUAAUAAAGAGAAAUUUUAUUUAAAAACUA
This is a messenger RNA of Chironomus riparius, 3163 nucleotides long. NCBI's taxonomy places the organism in Eukaryota, Metazoa, Arthropoda, Insecta, Diptera, Chironomidae. The record is from the annotation of a GenBank genome assembly.